Messenger RNA from Fusarium tjaetaba, 342 nucleotides. RefSeq lists its product as uncharacterized. The transcript has a single exon. The record is from RefSeq and is a predicted model, not a curated record. Lineage: Eukaryota; Fungi; Ascomycota; Sordariomycetes; Hypocreales; Nectriaceae. The coding region runs from base 1 to 342 and encodes 113 amino acids.
AUGUCUCCUCAAGACAACGCCGCUGCUAACACCAUGGACACUACCGGUCCUCGCCGUCGUAGCUCUGCCACCAUGGGCAACGUUGCUAACGAGCCAGUCGAUCGCAGCGCCCAGACUGCCGUCUCUCGAAAGCAGAAGCGGGCUAACCGCCGAAGCACUCUCCGAAUGCAGUCGGAGGUGGCCCCUUUCCUCGGCAUGUACCUACAUAACGAGGAGGACGAGGCCAAGGAGCGCAAUAAGGCCGACGACAAGAAGGAGGAAGAGAAAGAGAAGGGGGAGAAGAAUGACGAGGAGAAUGAGCAGAAGGACGGGGAGGAGGAUGAGGCUGAGAAGGAGAAGUAA